This is a messenger RNA of Chlamydomonas reinhardtii, 1892 nucleotides long. RefSeq lists its product as uncharacterized. Gene Ontology annotation, biological process: cytoskeleton organization. The record is from RefSeq and is a predicted model, not a curated record. The transcript has 6 exons. Lineage: Eukaryota; Viridiplantae; Chlorophyta; Chlorophyceae; Chlamydomonadales; Chlamydomonadaceae. Gene Ontology annotation, molecular function: actin binding. The coding region runs from base 543 to 1460 and encodes 305 amino acids.
GUACAUUACGCGGCCUUGAAAUACCACAAAUUCAGCUCGGCGUGUCGAAAGUAUACCAGUACUUGCGACCCGGCUCUCCCCAACUGCUCGACGGGGCCCACGCCGCGUCUGCGACACGCAGCCUUCAUUAGCUCGAUAGUAAUCUUCGUAAUAGCGCUCCGCUACAAACGGGCUCUGGACUGGCGAGGCCGCCCGCGACGAGCUCCGCGCCUUCCCAGCUACCCGCCUGGGCCCCACCACUUCCGCCACCGACCGCCGGCAAGCCCGAGGGCCAUUAGCACUGCACCCGCAGUCAGUGUGGCAUGUGUGUGGCUAAGGUUGGCUAGCAGGUUACAUAAGGCAUAGGGAAGCGCUAGGGGGCGGCCGGGAGCUGCAGCCUACCCUCAGCAGCACGCCCCGGCACACAGCCCUGCGUUGCCUUGCAACCAACUAGCCAGCCCAACCCUCCUCGUGCCCAACUGUCCACCCCACCUCAAUAGCCCAGCUUCUAAAUAGAGUUCAUAUACAGAUACACAUAAAGGCAUUUAAGCAGCGCCGGCGUCAUGAUCACCGACCCGCCGCGGCCGCCACCGCCAGCCUACGUCAGCGCGCUACAGCCGCCCACCGCCGCCUCCCUCGCCGGCAGCAGCAGCGGGGGCGGCGCCUCCGCCAGUGGCAGCGUCUACGCCGCCAGCACCAUCAUCACAGGUGGUGACGGUGAGGGAGAGGUUGACGGGGCUCGGCAGUGGCCGCCACCGUUGGAGCCUCUACUGCCUGUGCGGGCAGGCUGCUCGUUGGAUGGGGAGGGGCAGGCCAGCAGACACGACACGGCAACGCAGGAGGGGGCGGCGGCCGAGGCGCAAACAGCGGCAGGGGCGCUGCUGCCGGAGCCGAAGUGCCUGCAGGAUGUGUGCGCCCGGGUCAUCCUGCGCAACAUCUCGGUCCACAACUGCUGUGAGCUCCUGGCGUUGGCGCGGGGGGUGGAGGGCGCCGCGUUCGCACCCAUAGCCGCCGCCUGCCUGCGCUACGCCGUCAACAGCUUUGAGACGCUGGUGGGGCUGCGUGAUGCGGCCACACUGCGGGCCUGCCUGGGGCCGGACGUGCACGACAGCCUAGCGGCCGCGCUGGAGGAGCGGCGGUCCUGCCUGGCCUCCAUAAAGGCGGGGCUGGGCCGAGUGCGGGAGCGCCAGGCCCCGCCGGCGGAGGCCGCAGCGCCGCGGCAGGAGACGUCCGUGGCGGGCCGGCCGGUGUGCUACCCGCUGGCAGCCCUGGCGCCCGGGCUGACGUGGCCGCCCGACGUGGACGGCGGCUGCAGGGAGCAGUGGCUCGGCGCGGACGACUGGGCGGCGGCGUUCGGCCCGAUCGCAGGUGCUUGUGGCGGCGGCGGCGGCGGCAGUGGCGGUGUGCUGUCGUACCAGGAGUUUGUGGCGCUGCCGGCCUGGAGGCGGAACAAGCUCAAGCAGGCGGCUGGGCUGUUCUGACGGAGGCGGCGGCCGCGCUUGUCAUUCUGCAUACCUAGCUUACUUGCAGCGGAAAACAGGGCGAUCCGCAUUGGACCUCAUAACUGCUUCAAGGGACACAGGAGUGGUUUCUGGGGAGCUGGAUGCGGCUGGUAGUAUGUCUGUGCGUCUGUUGGGUAGUCCAGAUGCUUCCAGAUCGGGGCGCCCAGCUGCUGUGUGCGGCGACGAUGCGUCGUUGAUGCACGUAUGGUUGCAACUUGCAAGGUGGGACGAACGAUGUAGCAUGCAGUCCUGUCCGUGUCAAGUAGGCUGUAUGUGCAAAACGAUGCCGCGUCCAACUGCGAAGCACUGGGGGAAGGGGGGGGGCGGGGAACAGAUUUGUUCCGGGUCCGAGGGGGGUGGUUCUGGCCGGUGGGGCUCUCUGAUGUGACCAUCGGCGGGAAGGGCGCUCAG